Molecule: messenger RNA, 363 nt
Organism: Iphiclides podalirius (scarce swallowtail)
Lineage: Eukaryota; Metazoa; Arthropoda; Insecta; Lepidoptera; Papilionidae
Source: the annotation of a GenBank genome assembly
AUGUCUUCGAAGAUUAAAAAGAAGGUGCGUUCCCGCUCUUCGCGCGCCGGCCUACAGUUCCCGGUCGGCAGGAUCCACAAGAUACUGCGGAAGGGAAACUACGCACAGAGGAUCGGCGGCGGCGCGCCGGUGUUCCUCGCCGCCGCCCUAGAGUAUCUCUCCGCCGAAAUACUGGAGCUCGCGGCCGAGGCGGCGAGGGAGAACAACAAGAGCAGAGUAAUCCCGCGCCACAUACUCUUCGCUAUACGGAACGACGACGAGCUAAACAAGAUGCUCACCGGCGUGACCAUAUCGCAGGCCGGCGUGAUGCCCUCCAUCCAGCCGCAGCUGCUGCCUAAGAAGACCACGAAGAGCGCGUCCCAG